Physella acuta is the source of this 4283-nucleotide messenger RNA. RefSeq lists its product as uncharacterized. The record is from RefSeq and is a predicted model, not a curated record. NCBI's taxonomy places the organism in Eukaryota, Metazoa, Mollusca, Gastropoda, Physidae.
CAACCGCUACGAAAUUGAAUGUAGUAUGUAACCAUCAGCACAUAAACAUGUUGCCUUUUACGACCAAUUGCUUAGUUUUCAUAUCACGGUCGGAAUACUAAAUAUUGAUUGUGUACAUCGAGCAUAUAAGCACGCAGUCUUGGGGCUUCUAUCAUUUUUUUUUCAAGAAUGAUCCACUUAUUGAUUAUUAUAUGUUUGGGAUUAAUCUCAAAGGUUGAAGCUCAAGGUACAAAUAUGGGAGUAGAAUUUCAGGUACAGUUCCCAUACAUGCCUGAAGGCCAACCCAUCCUAAUGAUGUACUCAACGAUGAUGAAUAAAUUCGAUGUUUACGUCACUGCUCCGUUUUCCGACCACCCCGUUUUCGAGAGAGUUCGUAUCACCCGUCUUCAGGUUUCCUAUUACGUGGUACAGCGGCAACAUUUAAUAUCAAGAAGUGACACCACCACGUCUAUUGUCGCCAAAGGAAAACAAAGAUUUGGGAUGACAGUGUUUAUGCCGGUGUCGGUCCACUCUGCUGCCAGUUUCCUGGCCAUUCCAACUUCCGGUUGGGGCUUGGAGUACUAUGUUCUGGUUCCAAAGACGGGGCCUUCGAUUGUACUCAUUUCUUCAGUUGAGGAAAAUGAAAUCAGCGUACGAUUUACUGAACGCAUGGAGCAGCUAGAAAGCCAAUUCACUGAACCACUUCUCUCGACUCUGAUAGUAAAUAGGAAACAGGCGUACAUCAUGCAGAACUGUACUGGAAGAACAGUCGGGGAACGACCUCUCGGAGUCACACCAGUAAAAAUAACAGCGUUGUAUUCAUUUGGCGUUAUUGUUGGCACUUGCGAAGAAUACGAAUUCGAAUCGAAAUGUCAGAGAAAAGGUGUAAAAAUCGCAAGCGGCGUCACUGCAGAAAUGCUUUUGCCCGCAAGGACUUGGGGAAAACAUUUUAUAGUGCCCCAGACAUUGAAGAAAUCUUGUAAUCAGAACUUACGAUUCCUAACCUUGGAGGAAAACACAAUCAUACGAAUAACAGCGGGCGACCAAACACAAGUGGUCAACGUUGCUGCCGGAGGUGCCUUGGAGACCUAUCGCUUGACCUCGCAAUCAAUCGUGUUCGUGAAGGCUUCCAGCCGGAUCAUGAUGUAUAGUGACUACCACUACCCUUGUAACACGGAGGAGAAUAUUAACUUUCAAGAGCUGGUCGUGGUUGUUCCAGCCGAGGUCUUUAUGAAUGAAUACAUUUGGAGCACUCCUUUAGCCAGAGGUCACACACCAUCUCACUACAUCUCGGUCGUAGCACCAAUCGAUAAUUUUUUCCUAGAAAUCGACACAAUAAAAGUCAGCUUAAGGUGGAAGAAAGACAUGCUUAAUCGCUGGCAGACGUCAUUCUCCAGACUGUCACCCGGUACCCACUACAUAUCGUCAGUAACAGGAGUUCCAUUCGGAAUCUACGUCGUCGGCCUUACCCCGGAGUACCAGUUUUUCCAUUCGGCAGGCUUUUUUAUUUCUGACUUCAGUGGGCUGUGUGAAAAAACGACGAAUCGCUACAACGAUGGGAUAGAUAACGAUUGCGAUGGCUUUAUUGACGAAGAAAGAGAGAAUGUUAAAGAUGAUGACCACGAUGGGGACGAAGAUGAAGAUCUCUCGUCGUACGCAAGAACCAACCUGGAGGGCAUAUCUUUACCGCUACCACCACAAGUACCCCCAUUUGUGACUGGAUUUUUACCUCAAGACUGCCCAUGUCCAGAGAUUCAAAACUGCGAAAUGGAGUUGUGCACUGACCUUACUAACUACGUCGUAUGCCUAGAGAGUAUAGUGACCUUGACCUCUUGCUUUAUACAAACCCGUAUGGAGGCUAUGAGAAAGUUAAGAUUAAAGGAAAUAAAAACUUCAUCGCAAAGUCAUUGCUUAAAACAGUGUCCUUCAUUCCUCCAUAACUGCAUCCCAUCUGACGUAACAGAAGGAGACUCAAUGUCAUGCAGUCAAUUACAGAGUUACCUAAAUUGUCUGAAAGCAGUCACCAACAACCCCAGUUGUUCACGUUCGUUCAAAGAUGAAGCGAGGAGGUGGAUUACCAGCACCGAUAAUAUGAUUGGAAAAGCACUCUGUUUGGAAGGGAUGACGACGGCUUCACCCGAAGAUUGGCAGGAGGUUGCUGGAAUGUGCUUGAAGUUGAAUAAAGCAGGAAAGCAGCACCAUGAAGCGGUGAGAGCGUGUUCAAACAUGAACUCAGAGCUCGCGACCAUAAUGGAUGCCAAUGAAAACCUGGGUGCUUCUGCGGCGCUUACAACUGGUGCAGUAGAUUCUGCAUAUAUAGCAUUAACAUACAUAAAUGGGCAAUGGUCUUGGCCAUCUGGAUUACAAAAUGCAUAUAGAAACUGGAGAGAGGGUCACGUAAAUAAGAAUAAUAAUACAGCUGAUGAUGGAAAAAAUUGUGCAACUAUAGAUAAAUCUGUCGAAUUUAAAUGGGUCGCCGUCUCAUGUAACACAAGUCAUAGUUACAUGUGUAAAAGACAAUCAUGCGAUGCAAGACCAUUAACAAAAAAUUCAAAUUAUGAUUUGAUCUCAGGCAAUCCCGGUUUACCAAUGUUGAGAGACCUAAAAUCGGAAGAGAAAGAUCAAUCGAUAUUAGCAAAAAAAGGAAAGUGCCCAUAUUUUCCAAGCACGUGUCUGCACGUGGGCGUAAUUGAUCCAUGCCUUACGUUUCACGAUCAAAUUGAUUGUUUCCAAGAAUUUUUUAGAAACAGGAAAUGCACAAAUGCCUAUAAAGCCGAUAGCCUUUCAAAAUUUACUAAUUUGUUGAACAUGUGUAUUCCUCCACCGCCGGGAGGGACCACUUUGCCCACUGAGAGCACCUUGCCAGCAGGUCAUACUGAUUUCCCCAUGGAUGUAAAUGUUACAACGAGGCAAUAUGAAGACGCUACAGAAUCGAUAUCAACAAGAGAUCCCGGCUUCAGCGCAAUCAUAACCACGGAGGUUCGAACACCAUCGAUGGCUCCUGGAGCCAAUUGCGAAGAUAUGUACAGAGUGUGUUUGCCGGAAGGUAGCGAUAGGCUCUCUUGGUGUCAAAAAGUGGAUAACCAUUGGAAUUGCAUGAAAGGACUCAUUAAUACAUUAACCUGUACUGAAGACAUCAGAAACAUGGCGUCUCAAUGGAUGAUUGAAAAUGGCCGUCCUCUUCAUUGCCCACCAACAACACCAACUGCAAUCCCUCAAGUGAUACUACAAAUUGAGGAAAAGAUUUGCGGGAUGGCACCAACGUGUGUUGACCAACCACACUAUGAAUCUGUUUGCCAGGAAGAUAGCGAUGGUAGAGUGCAGUUGCAAUGCUUAAAUGAAGUCAUAGACAAAGAUUAUUGCUUUCCGAGGGAAGCUAAAUCGGCUAAACUGGGGAGGAUGGCCAUCGUUGAUAAAAUGUUGGAAUACAACUGCGAAGGAUUAAACUACGAAGCGGUUGAGUUGCUAAAGUUUGAACCGGAUUGUGAACAGUGUAUCACCCUGGGGAUGACCACCAUUUUCUUUUACUAUCACCUCAAAGAAACGCUCAUGUCCAACGAUCAGUGCAACACAUUGUACUUUGAUUACUGCAAUGGUGACGAUGUUGAUUGUCAGAACAUUGACGGUUGGGCCUCGGGCUGUGCAUUCCCCGCAGACUGUGAAACUGAUUUCGUAUGGACCUAUGAACUAAAAACCCAUCCAAUAGAAGCAAUCUGUAAUACUUGGCGGGACCCAGAUGACAACCAGCGAUUGGUUGUGGCUGUGCCUACAGUGACCUUCAAAAGUGUCAAUUUUCGUUUCCGUGCUCGAUUAUCUUCAGACUUCAGUGCUUUUAACAGAAGCGCCAUGGUAGGAGUGAGCAGGGUCUUUAUCGUAAAGAAACUAGUUGACGAGAACAAAGCUAUGGUACAGCUACCAUCAACAAACGACGCAGAAGGGCGACACGGUUGUUCUAUCUUCUGGUACAUAGUGGUGGCUGCUUUGAAUGUUGCGGCUUUAGUCACAAGAGUUUGAAGCUCACAUCAGCAAGUUUCGGUUUCCGGCCAAGUCUCUCAACGUCUUUAUUAAUUAUACUCAAUGUUUCUUGGCAGCCCACACGCUGUUUUAGUAAUGUAUUAUCCUUGAUUGGUAUAUACCUAAAUAAUACAUCCACACCAAAUCUUUUGGAAAAUUAUACCAUACAACAAAAAUAUUUACAUAUGCAUCAAACACUUAGAUUUAAAAAAAACUCCACAAUGAUUUUAGUAUCUCUUUUAACAUAAAAAUAAUAUUGUGUGUAACAUAAAUAAAAAUGGAUAAUUGCA